GAGAGAGACAAGAACGAGACAUGGAGAACCUAUUUAUCCACAGUUCUGAUGACUAGUAAAAGACAAAUGUAGAACACGUAAAGAGGAAUCGUGCAACAAGAACUUUGAGUGUCACGAUUCUGCAAAGAAAAACGAUCAGGAAAGUAGCAAUAAACGGAAAGAAGGGGUUAAACGGACUAGCAUUGUGUGGACUGUUGUUAGAAGUAAUGGUCAAGAAUGAGGUGCAGUUUCAGUGCACAUUUAACGGAUUCAAUGAUUGGUAGGUGGCGGAUAUGAAGGGGAGAUAGUUUCAUUUUUUUCUGCAUAGUAACUAAAAAUCAUGUGUCCAUAUGUUGUUGUUUUGGUGGCAGGAAUAUUUAGAAUACGGUCAUUAGACAAAGUGAAUAGUUGUUUGGCUGGUAUGUAGGGGAGAAAAUGGUCAGAGAAAUAAUCAUGGCAUGUGUCAGCAAAGAAAUUAAAACGCAGCACUGACAGUUUGUACUGGAUGCCAGAACGGAUGGGAAGCCAGGGUAGACAAUGAAGAAGACGGGUGGUGUGGUACUUCCAUUAAGAAGGUGGUUGCAGUGACUAAUGAUCAUAAUUCAGGUAUUUCACUUUGUGGUGGUACAAGAAAGGUGUGUGAAUUUAUUAAAGCUAUUUACAUGCCCAUUUACUAACCUUCUCAGAUUGAAAAAUAACAAUUAAAAAGUGUUAUUUCAUGAGGCAUUUUUCUGAUUUGCAGGAUCAUCGAGCGACUGUUACAUGGUCAGUCACUAUGAUGAAAAUUCUCCGUCAUAAGACCUUCUACCUCAUCGUCUUCGCCUGCGCUGGCUUACUGCUGUUGGGAGCAUCAAUCCAUUUCUACCAAAUACCUUUUGUCUACCUGAAAUCUUCUCCUACUGUAUCCAGAAUUGGCUCAGACUACCCAUGUGUCAAUAGAAUCAAUCUUCAUCCGACUGAUGUCCCGCCUCAAUCUUUUGUAUUGAACCUGAAUGAUCCAAUCUGGCAAAGACACCAAAAAAGCCAGGGUGUCCUGGGGUAUCCGGUCCCCUUCAACAAGUCGCAACACGAAGAAGGCAAGAACAGGAAACAGAAUGAAGUGCAAACAUCUGACAACUGGCCAAAAUUGUCGAAGAAUUUCUACCAGAGCCCGAUUCCAGAGAGCCCCUUUCAUCCUAAUCACAGCAUCCGGUGGGAGUUUGAUACUACUGAGCUACUCAAACGACCUGAUGUUAUGAAUCAGCCACCGAAAAUCAUCACAUGGGUGAAAAAGCCCCGCCAUAUUCCAGAUCUUCCGGAACCUGUGCGCCUGCGCGUGUGUCCGGAAAUGCCUUGUCGUGUGACCUCUAACACGUCGUUUCAGGAGCAAAGCUCGGCUCUCCUGUGGGCCGGGGAACUGAUGACAGAAACAGAGCCACCGAGAAGAUCGCAUCCAGACCAGGUUUUUGUGUUUCACGAUCUUGAACCCCCGAGGUCCAGCUGGGUGUGUUCUUCCACGUUCCGCCUGGACCCCUGGAAGUCGGCAUUUAACUGGACCAUGCAUUACAGGUUUGACGCCGACAUUCUCAGUCUCCAUGGCCUGGUGGUCAAGCGAAGACGUCCAGUCAAGCGGAACUACACGGACAUCCUGGCCAGGAAGACCAAGUUCGCUGCCUGGGCUGUCAGCAGUGUUAUAGAUCAAAGCAGACGGAAAGAGUUCGCCGCCAUGCUGCAGAAGUACAUCUCCAUCGACAUCUUCGGGGAAAGUUCUGCACACAGAUGUCCUCGAGACCAAGAUGACCUCUGUUUUCAGACAUUCAGCAGGGACUACAAGUUCUACCUGGGUUUUGAAAGUUCCUUAGCGAAGGACUACAUUUCAGAGAAAUUCUUCCGCUAUCUGAACUUAGACACUGUGCUCGUUGCCCGAGGCAGCAACGAAUACAAGUUCCACGCUCCUCAAAACAUCUUCAUCAACACGGCGGACUUUGCAACAGUCAAAGACCUCGCCGACUACCUUCUGCACCUCGACAAACACCCCGAAGAGUACCUUGAGAUUCUCAAGGCAAAGGACGAGUACGAGGUUCUGUUCGAGGACUACCCGUUGCGUUAUGGUGACGGGCAAGUGUUCUUCAUGCAUUACCAGUACGAGGCCACAGCUUUCUGUGAGAUGUGUCGCCGCCUGUGGAACCUGGACUCCUACAGACAGACCAUUCCGGACAUACGGAAGUGGGUUGACAAAGAGCUGUGUUAUGAGGCUACAGACUUACACUAACAUAGCCUAGUGGUAUUGUUAUAGACGCUAGAAUGUUUUGUGACAGUGUAUCGGUGUGCCUCGGUUUGCUUUGGGGUUUUUUGUUUGUUUGUUUG
Molecule: messenger RNA, 2325 nt
Organism: Pomacea canaliculata
Lineage: Eukaryota; Metazoa; Mollusca; Gastropoda; Architaenioglossa; Ampullariidae
Product: galactoside 3(4)-L-fucosyltransferase-like
Exons: 5
Coding region: 698-2230 (510 amino acids)
Cellular component (GO): membrane
Molecular function (GO): alpha-(1->3)-fucosyltransferase activity
Source: RefSeq, a predicted model, not a curated record